Molecule: messenger RNA, 991 nt
Organism: Oryza brachyantha (malo sina)
Lineage: Eukaryota; Viridiplantae; Streptophyta; Magnoliopsida; Poales; Poaceae
Product: histone-lysine N-methyltransferase, H3 lysine-9 specific SUVH3-like
Exons: 1
Coding region: 60-692 (210 amino acids)
Source: RefSeq, a predicted model, not a curated record
CCAUUUCGAGGGGUAAAAGACUCCCCACGCGGAGGGGAGGCGGCGGCGAGGGUUUUGCAAUGGAGAGCGGCGACGAGACGUUCGCUUCCCCCACGGCCGGCGGCGGCGUCGGCGGCGGCGGGGAGUUCGAGCAGCCGCUGACCAACGGAGGGGCCGGCGGCGGGGUGUACCCGGCCGGCAAGGCCUACGACGCGGGGGAGAUUGACGCGCUGCGCGAGGCGAAGCGCGACCUGGAGGAGAAGCUCGCCGCCGUGGAGCACGAGAACCGCUUCCUCGCCGCGGAGGCGUACCGGCUCGAGGGGCUGGUGUCGCAGGCGAGGGAGGACAUCGCCACGGCGGAGCACGCCGUGGCCGCCUCCGAGGACGAGGCCGCCUCGCUCCGCGACGAGAUCAAGCGCGUGGGGGAGCUGCUCGCCGCCGAGAGGUCCGCCCGCGAGGCCGAGGUGCGGAGGGGUGCGGACCUCGACGCCGAGAUGCGGAGCGUGCAGAAGGAGGUGGCGGCCCUCGAGGAGGAGCUCAGGGCCCUGAGGGCAUCCGCCGCCGCCGAUGCAGAGAAGGAGAUUGCUGCUCCCUCGGUGACAGUGCCUCCUAAGGAAGCUGAGGUAGCUUAUCAAGGGGUGAUUGCAGCUGCUGCCGCUGGAUUCGCCGCUGCGGCCGUCGUUGGCAUGGUCGUCCUCCACCUGAAGAGGUAAUCUGGUGCUGUGAUGCGUCACAAGUUUUGCUCUGCUGCUAUGGCUUCACGAGAUUGGAUGACCCCCUCUCCCGUAGUACACUAGUACUACUUUAAUAUUCCUGUGAGGUAGCAGCUUAGAGAGUCAUAUAGUGCUGGAGACUUACCGCGUGCCUGUUUUGAUUCCGCAUUUUCACAUGGUAAUAAAAAUGUGAAAGACAAGUGAGAGUGAGACAUGUGAUUGUGUUAUGUUAUUUUGGUGCUGUACUGAUGUCUAAUUCCCAAUGCAUCCCUGGAUUGUUGUGCUGUUUGUUUGUUUCA